AUGGUGACCCCCUUUCCAGGGUGUGGGGGCUGGAAAAAGGGCAUCCAGGCAGACGCCUCCCCAGUGCUUCGGUUUGGAGAGGAUUUUAGGAAAAAUGGGCAGAAGGAGAAAAGGACAGGUCAGCAGGGAGGGGGCCGGGAAGGGGACGGGAGGAGCUCACAGAGGGGCUCGGUUUUCCUGGGUCAAAAAGCGAGAAGCCGCCGGCCCUCAUCCCAGCACCGUGCGAGGCCGAGGCAGGAGGGUCGCCAGUUUGAGCCCCGUCUGGGAGACCCGGCCUGGAAAGAGAAGGCUGCGAGGCGGGCGAGGCCAGGGCGCAGGCCGCGGGCUGCUGGCUCCGGUCCCCAGCCUGCUGCCUCGCGGGCGGGCGGGUGGGCGGGGAGGGGGUGCGGGCGGGGCGCGCUGACCCCGCCCAGCCCCGGGCGGCGCUGCGGGCAGCGGGACCGAGCUGCGCCCGCGCAGACGGAGGUCGCGUUCCGGCUCCGGGGACCGGGCUACCCGCCCGAGCAGCAGCUGCGCCCCGAGCCCCGGCCCAGGUCAGAUGGAUUUACGGGUGUCCAGAGGGCACAGAAAGGCUGUGCCCCUGCGAGUGAAAAAGGUCUCGUUGGCCGCAGGAGAUGGGGCUACAUGAACCGGCCUGGAUCCCCUGCCCUCCCACUUGAGGGCCGUGGGACUGCGUGAGCUGCAGAAUCUCCUCAGGUCUGUUCACCCUUCUGGGUGACCUAGGUGAAUGUGGGGUCCCCGGGGCAGCUGUGGAGGUCUGAGGAGCUGGUACAGUCAGAGGCCGGGAAGGUCACCCGGUGUGUGUUGGUUGCUUUUCUCUCUUUGUUGAGAUAAAACACCUGAUACUCAAAAUUAGGGAAGGGAAGAUUUAUUUGUUAUGGUUUGGAGGUUUCAGUCCAUACGCAGCUGGCUCCAAGCAACAAGGUGGCGUGGCGGUGCAGCCAUUCAUGGCCACCUCUGCAGCGAAGUGUGAACUGGGUAGAGAGAGAGAGACGGGCCUUCCUCCAGCCCCGCCAUUACGCUGUCAGCUGGCUCCACCCCUGGGCACUCACAUCACCAAUCUGAGUGCCAGACCACGAACCAAUCCCAAAUGGCCACAUCCAUGAUUGUACGAGGCCCGGGGGGCCAUUGGAAUAUAAACCAUAACCCAGCA
Cavia porcellus (domestic guinea pig) is the source of this 1153-nucleotide messenger RNA. Its product is annotated as collagen alpha-1(I) chain-like. The transcript is spliced from 4 exons. Bases 1 to 678 code for a protein of 225 amino acids. The record is from RefSeq and is a predicted model, not a curated record. NCBI's taxonomy places the organism in Eukaryota, Metazoa, Chordata, Mammalia, Rodentia, Caviidae.